This is a messenger RNA of Pestalotiopsis fici W106-1, 1545 nucleotides long. RefSeq lists its product as uncharacterized. Lineage: Eukaryota; Fungi; Ascomycota; Sordariomycetes; Amphisphaeriales; Sporocadaceae. Gene Ontology annotation, biological process: protein localization to ciliary inversin compartment. The record is from RefSeq and is a predicted model, not a curated record. The transcript has 2 exons. Gene Ontology annotation, cellular component: ciliary inversin compartment. Bases 1 to 1545 code for a protein of 514 amino acids. Gene Ontology annotation, molecular function: protein binding.
AUGGACCUGGAGUGCUCAGAAAACAUAAAUCUCAAGGCGACAAAACCCGGUUUGGGGUCAGAAGCAAAUAGAGCUUCACCGGAAGAGACAGGCCGUCCUGAGGACAAGGAAUCGCAUGACCUCAAAGAAUGUGAAAAGUGGGAAUUGGAGCUAUCUUGGCUUCAGCGGUGCGCAGACUACGCAUCAAGAUUAAACACUACAAUCAAAGCCAAGGAACAUCAACACAUGAUGUUUGACUUCUCAGGUCUCGAACCGGCGGUCCAACAAAGGAAGAGGAUGAUAUCCGAAGAGGUCUCGCGACUAUUACAAUCCCCUUCCCCACUGGUCAGACAAGCCGCAUUUUCAGUGGUAUCUCGCGUGAUAAGUCGUCGCUUCAAUGACUACGCGGACGUCGAGCCCGUGGAAUCUGAAACAAUGUUGAAAGCUCUUUUGGAUGGUUGCAAAUUGUCUGGCCGACUCGACAUUGAACUCACUAUGCGGGAAUGUCUCCUGCGCGCCAUGGAUACCCGAGAUGUUGUUCCUGAAGAUAUGAUCGAUGCUAUCAGGCACUAUAUCGAGGCUUGUAAAAGCUACAUGAUGCGCAUCAAACAGCUUGAAUAUUUGGAAACUUACGUAUACAUAGACCCCUGCGAAGUUAGCUUCCCUUUCAACGGAGACGCUCGGAUAUCGGGCCUCUUGAUGCGGCACUUCCCAACUUUCUCACUUGAAGGAUUAGAUAUUUGGGGGAACAAUACUCUACAAGCAUUAAUUUGGACUGCAGAUCAAGAAGACAUCGAACAACUCAUACCAACCAUGGAUAGUGGCGACUUCCUCAGCGUAGCUACUAAACGUGGCCCUUGUGGAUACACAAUCCUUCACAUUGCCAGCAUCCGAAAUAUCAGUUGUGUAAUCGAAAAGGCCAGCAUCCUCAGUCGUGUAGACAUAAAUUCGACAAUUCACAUCACAGAUGAAAGCUCUUGGACGCCGCUUCUCCAUGCUGUAGCGCGCGGGUAUUGUGGCAUUGUGAGAACGCUUCUGGAAUUGGGCGCCGAUCCUAAGGCACAGGACAACCAAAAGCGCAACGCUUUACACUAUGCAGCAGGAUGUGGGCAGAAAGAUACCACACGGUUACUGUUAUCUCAUUACCCAUCUCUUUGCACUGCCACUGAUUGGCAUGGGUAUACGCCGUUCCACGCCGCCAUUAAUCAUGGCCAUCUCGAGGUCGCCAAGAUGUUUGCUUCAACUUCCGGUACAGUUCUAUUGGUCGAUGAGGGAACGCCACUUCAUAUAGCCUCCAUGAAAGGUCAUGUCCCGCUUAUAUCAUGGCUGCUCGACGAACGAGAUGCAGGCACCAUUGACUGGAAAGACGCGUUCGGCAGAACUCCUCUCAGCCUGGCUGCGCGCUCAGGAAAUUUAGAUGCAGUCAACCUCUUGUUGUCGCGAGGUGCAGACUUCACCAUAGCAGAUGAGAACGGCAACACUCCUUGCGAAGUUGCCAGGAUCUAUGGAUACCAUGACAUAGUUUCUGUCCUGGAGAGAGUCUCGAUACCAGCUCAUGGCCAGUGA